AUGGUUGACUGUGCCCGUUGUCGGCUACUGUGGCCAGAGGAAGUCUCCCUAAAGGAGGAGAUCCAGGCAAAGCACCAUGAGUGCGAGCUGAACUGUAUGAAGAAGGAGCUGGAGAAAGCUUCUGUCAAAUCUACUCCUACUGAUAUAACGUCCAUCACUGUUCGAGAGCCAAAGCGAGUCUGUUUUAAGGAGAAGUACCCCAAAGCAGAUAUUGCCUUGAUAGGCGCAGCAGAAUUCAAUCGCAGCGUGAAGAGCAAAGAGGAUGAAGUGUUCAUCACUAGUCUGAGCAAAAUCAAGAAGGCGAUUGAGGACAAAGAGCGUCCGGGUGAGGACCAUCUAGAGGAAGAGGAAAUAAAGCAACACCUUCCUGAGUGGUACCACGAGUUCGCGGAUGUUUUCUCGAAGAUUAAAUCUAAUAAGCUACCAGAGCGGAAGGAGUACAACCACAAGAUUGAGUUGGAGAAGGAGGUGGAGCUAGGAUACUGCCCAUUGUAUCGUAUGAGUGCAGAGGAGCUCUAUGCUGCGAAGGACUACAUUGUGGAGAAUCUAGACAAAGGCUUCAUUAUGCUGAGUAACGCGCUAUUCGCGUCACCUAUCCUUAUAGCUAAGAAGCCUAGAGGUAGACUCCGUUUCUGUGUUGACUACCAACAGUGUCACGGACCUGGAUCCACCUUAGUUAAACAGCGUUGUGUCGUGAUACGUUAG
Talaromyces stipitatus ATCC 10500 is the source of this 705-nucleotide messenger RNA. RefSeq lists its product as uncharacterized. The record is from RefSeq and is a predicted model, not a curated record. The coding region runs from base 1 to 705 and encodes 234 amino acids. The transcript is spliced from 2 exons. Lineage: Eukaryota; Fungi; Ascomycota; Eurotiomycetes; Eurotiales; Trichocomaceae.